AUGCACUUGGGCAGGCGCAGAUCCAACCUGCUGGGUGGCUCUGGAGCUCUUCAUCCCUGCUGCCUCACGUCGCUGUCUCUCGGAGCCGUUAGAGGAGAAAUGGCUGCAGCUCUGUCCCGUGCCCUCAAACUACCCGGGAAGAAGGGCUCUGAGCUCGGGGAGUACGACCCUCUCACCCAAGCAGACAGCGAGGACGAGAGUGAAGAGGACGACCUCGUGCUCAACUACCCCAGGAAUGGCCUCGGCAGGGACGGCUGCCUGGGCUCGGGCUCCUCCAAGCUGCGGGGCGGCAGAUCGGGGAGACUCGUGGGGGCAGAAGAUGAGGGACAGGAGGACGAGGAGGAAGAGGAGGAUGAAUGGAGAGAACGGCUCCCCAGCAAAUCCAGGCAGGACAGAGACGACAUGAAGGGCAUGCAGUACUGGAGGGACUCGGGCAGGGACCGGGCCGGGGAGGACAGAGGGGGGCCGGGGUCAUUGGGGGGGUCUGGGCUGGGGGUUCAUAGUGCUGAUGCGGAAGAAAAGAGGCUGAGGAUGAAGAAUGCUGUCCGGAGUGCGUUUUUCGUGGUGCCCCUGGUGUGUGCUGCGCUGCUCGUGCUGUUGUGUGCAUUUUUGAUCCCGUGCCAGAAGGGAGAACUGGAAAAGAGGCCGCAGUGGGAGAGAGCACUGGGAGAAUCAGGAGGUGUCACUCCACCUGCGCUGGCACUGUGGGAUGUUGACGGAGAUUCAGUGGAGGAUGUGUUUCUGGGUGUUACUGAAUUGACCAAUGAGACCCAUCCGUCACAAGGGAACAAAAUUUACAGUGCGGUGGCCUUGUCUGCAGUCAGCGGCCAGGUGCUGUGGAGGAAAGUCAUGCAUGAGUCUGUGAUGUGCAUCCAGUGCGGUCUGCAGUUCAGCACCCAGCCCCAGUCACCUGUGGUCCUCCUCAUCGGCAAAUCUAUCCUCAUGGCAGUCAACGGCACCACAGGGAAAACCUUGUGGUCGGUCCUGCUUAAAAGCAUUGAAUCCCAGGCGGUGUUACUUCCAGACCUCCAGGGCGACUCAGUCCCAGAUCUGCUGAUUGCCACCCUGCCUGUAGACAAGGCUUUGGAUCUCUCCCUGACGCUGAUCUCUGGGCUGACGGGGGCCAAGCUUGGACACCCCGUGCCUUUCAACCUCACUGGACAAGGAAAGCUCAUCGGUCCUUUGCUGCAUGAGACACAACAAGGGGCAUACUACAUCCUCUUUGGACUAGGUAACGUUGGGGCCAUCUCUCUCCGUGAUAUCUACAUUCGCGCCACUGGCAAACAACCCAUAACUCAGGCCCUGAGGAGGAAGGAUCCAGGGUGGGAGGGACUCAAGAAAACAAAUUCCUCCUCGUUCAUACAAAUUUUCAGCUUCACCAGAGGAUCUGAGCGUGUGGAGUUCCUGCUCCCUCUUGUGGCCAGUUUUGGCAACAACCACAACAGCCUGGACACUGUUUCUAACCUCAACGCCACCAAAAGUGACUGGGUGCUGGUGUACGGCUCCAGCAAAAGCAAACUGUCAGUACUCAGACAGAAGGAUAUACGUAAGGAAUGGACCUUCAACUCUGCUCCCAUUCACAACCAACCAGCCCCAGGACACUUCAACGAUGAUGGAGUCCUUGAUCUUUUCAUCCAGCAUACAGCAAACGGCACCAUGAAGGCGCAGGUUGUUGACGGGGCAAAUGGUCAUCAUCUCUGGUCAGCAGAGUUUGUGUGUCCUCGGCUUGUUAUAGAAACUUCAGCAAUCUCCACCUCAACUGGCCAAUCAGCUUUCCUCUUCUGGGCCGGAGAUCCAAUCAUUAAAGCUCAGAAGAAUGUUACCAAGACAACUGUGGCGCCAGGUGUUGCUGCAGCCGAGCCGCUCAUCAGAAAACUCUUCCUGUUGCACCCUGCAUAUCCCACAGUCCUGCUGGAGCUCACGAGUACCACGGACACCGCAGUCACCUCCGCAGUGAGUUAUGAGGAGCGUCAGAAAGACGCCUCCUACAUCACCGUUUCCUCCAGACCCACGCCCGGCUCAGAGCCCAGCGCUCGGAUAGUGAAGAGCAUGAGCCUCAGGGCUGCCAUCACCAAAGGACAAAUAGUCAGACUAGAGGAGAGCAGCAAGCCAGGAGGACCUGUUAAACCUGGAGUGUUUGAGGUCAACAAGUUCUUCAGGGCUUUGUCUUUUAAACACCAGUGAUGAGGCGCCGCCGCUGCUUCCAUGCCCUGCAUCACAGGAACUCAAAGGUACAGCGUAAAGGACUCGUGUAAGGAUGAAAGGGACAAAAGUUUGUGGACGCCUCUGCACUACGGAGACAUUGUAAAUUAAUUUGAAGCUGUAUAUACAUCGUUUGGUUCAAUAAGUAUGAAUUUCUGUUACUUGAGAUUUCUUUUCUGUAAAAAAGAUGCUUUGUAGGUAGGUUUUGUUUGUAUUAUUUUGGUUAUAUAAUAUGUUUGUAUGAUGAAAAUGCCUAUUUAAAUUAUUUAACUUGCAUUUUUUGGGAAGUCAUCACUAUUUAAUUGAAUGUUUACGAUUGUUUUGAAUUGAUGGCAAGAAAAGUACCUUUAUAUUGUAGUUUAUUACUGACAGCGAAGCACAAUAAUCCUGAUGAAAGAACAUGUAAACAUGUUUACAGUAUGCAGCACUCAUAUAACUCUUCCACGGCCAGUAUUUUCAUGCAGUGCCAUCCCAGUUACAUGCAUUUUGUUGUCAUGAAGCCACUAACAAUGUUGUUUCUGCUCAUCACUAAGUUAGUAGGAUAGGGAGUCUGUAAAUAUUUAAUGCUGUACAGUAUUUAUUGCUUUAACAUUUAGAUUUUUUUCUUAUUUGUUGAUUUAUGUUGUCAGAUUUUUAUGGUUAUAUAAUCAACCUUUUUUCUCAGAAUAUGUGGCUGCUAAAGGUUAUGGCAUAUAAAUGUAAGCUGCAACUUCACAUAUCGCAAGAGAAAAUAUGAAAUUCUGAUUGCAUCAUGUGUGCUUUAUUUUACUCUUUCAAGUUUUUGUAUUCAUUGAAAUUGCAUCAAACAUUGCCAACAUGGCAUGUUGGUCAUGUGGCCAGGCUACUCCUCCCUGCUGGACAACCAUAUCCACUUCCUGUGGUCAACUUUCUGCCCAGAAACUUAAAUUAGAAAUGUAUUUAUUACAGAUUUUGUUCAUGUUAUCCAAAAGCAAACGUGUUUUCUUCAAAACAUAAUUGACAAAGCUUUUUGUUGUAUGGGAACAUCAUUUUCA
Messenger RNA from Centropristis striata (black sea bass), 3215 nucleotides. RefSeq names its product family with sequence similarity 234 member B (gene fam234b). Lineage: Eukaryota; Metazoa; Chordata; Actinopteri; Perciformes; Serranidae. The record is from RefSeq and is a predicted model, not a curated record.